This is a messenger RNA of Peromyscus maniculatus bairdii (prairie deer mouse), 2990 nucleotides long. RefSeq names its product LYN proto-oncogene, Src family tyrosine kinase (gene Lyn). The record is from RefSeq and is a predicted model, not a curated record. Gene Ontology annotation, molecular function: protein binding; ATP binding; protein tyrosine kinase activity. Lineage: Eukaryota; Metazoa; Chordata; Mammalia; Rodentia; Cricetidae. Gene Ontology annotation, biological process: protein phosphorylation.
AAAUCCGAGCACCAGGAAGUAGCUGGGACCUCUUGGCCGAGCUCAACGACAGCCAGUUCCUCUCCCACCGAGCCGGGCCGGGUGCCUCCCUGCUGACGCUCUGCAGCUAAAUAGCCUGCUGCAGGCCGGGCACUGUCCCCCGCGCAGUGUACCCGCAAGCGCCGGCCACGCGUCCUGCUACCCGGGCCGGCAGCUGCUUCUCAGGCGGGCCCCGCAGGGCCGUCCCGUCCGGUGCACCGCUUUGAACUGAAGUCACCGUGGAGUUCCGCCGCCCCGAAACUUUCACCGCGAGCGAGAAAUAUGGGAUGUAUAAAAUCUAAAAGGAAAGACAAUCUGCAUGACGAUGGAGUAGAUUUGAAGACUCAACCAGUACGUAACACUGACCGAACUAUUUAUGUGAGAGAUCCAACGUCCAAUAAACAGCAAAGGCCAGUUCCAGAAUCUCAACUUUUACCAGGACAGAGGUUUCAAACAAAAGAUCCAGAAGAGCAAGGGGACAUUGUGGUAGCCUUGUACCCUUAUGAUGGCAUCCACCCAGAUGACUUGUCCUUCAAGAAAGGAGAAAAGAUGAAAGUCCUGGAAGAGCAUGGGGAAUGGUGGAAAGCUAAGUCCCUUUCAACAAAGAGAGAAGGCUUCAUCCCCAGCAACUACGUGGCCAAGGUCAACACCUUAGAGACAGAAGAGUGGUUCUUCAAGGACAUAACCAGGAAGGAUGCAGAACGGCAGCUUCUGGCGCCAGGGAACAGUGCAGGAGCUUUUCUUAUCAGAGAAAGCGAGACUUUAAAAGGAAGCUUCUCUCUGUCUGUCAGAGAUUAUGACCCUGUGCAUGGUGAUGUUAUUAAACACUACAAAAUUAGAAGUCUGGACAAUGGUGGUUAUUACAUCUCUCCACGGAUCACUUUUCCCUGUAUAAGUGACAUGAUUAAGCAUUACCAAACGCAGUCUGAUGGUCUAUGCAGGAGAUUGGAAAAGGCAUGCAUUAGUCCCAAACCACAGAAGCCGUGGGAUAAAGAUGCCUGGGAGAUCCCCCGGGAGUCCAUUAAGUUGGUGAAAAAGCUCGGCGCAGGACAGUUUGGAGAAGUCUGGAUGGGUUACUAUAACAACAGCACAAAGGUGGCCGUAAAGACCCUCAAGCCAGGCACCAUGUCUGUGCAGGCAUUCCUGGAGGAGGCCAACCUCAUGAAGACCUUGCAGCAUGACAAGCUGGUGCGGCUCUAUGCUGUGGUCACCAAGGAGGAGCCCAUCUACAUCAUCACUGAGUUCAUGGCCAAGGGCAGCUUGCUGGAUUUCCUCAAGAGUGAUGAAGGUGGCAAGGUGCUGCUCCCAAAGCUCAUUGACUUCUCAGCUCAGAUUGCUGAGGGCAUGGCAUACAUCGAGCGGAAGAACUACAUUCAUCGCGACCUUCGAGCAGCUAACGUCCUGGUCUCUGAUUCACUCAUGUGCAAAAUUGCAGAUUUUGGCCUUGCAAGAGUAAUCGAAGACAAUGAGUACACAGCGAGGGAAGGUGCUAAGUUCCCCAUCAAGUGGACGGCUCCAGAGGCCAUCAACUUUGGCUGCUUCACUAUCAAGUCUGACGUGUGGUCUUUUGGAAUUCUCCUGUAUGAAAUCGUCACCUAUGGGAAAAUUCCCUACCCAGGGAGAACCAACGCCGACGUGAUGAGUGCACUUUCGCAGGGCUACCGGAUGCCACGCAUGGAAAACUGCCCAGAUGAGCUCUAUGACAUCAUGAAAAUGUGUUGGAAGGAAAAAGCAGAGGAGAGGCCAACGUUUGACUACUUACAGAGCGUCCUGGAUGAUUUCUAUACCGCCACGGAAGGGCAGUAUCAGCAGCAGCCAUAGCGGGCACAAAGAAAAAGCAGCCUUGGGGCGCAGCUCAUCAUCUCACGCCAGGAUCCUCCGUGUUCCUGGUUCCUGACAGACAGGCCGAAUUAACUCAGGAAGAACACCCUAGACUUGGGAUGCUGUUUCUUAAAUGGGUGGCCACUGCUCAGUGGGACCAGAGUCAAAAUACAAUACUCUCUCCAAUAUGCACCACACUGGCUCUACAUGGGCCGAGUGACUCAGCUUCAGAGACUGUUGCAACAAAUUCCUAGAUGCAGCAAGAACUAAACUCACUUAGCAAAAAUAACCCCAUGCACAAGAAGAUAUUCCCUGACCUUCUGGAUGCUUCUGCUUACUUUUUUAAAAACUACUAAUCCAGCCUGUUAGGUUUUACACGUGAAGCCACUAGCUUUAAAAUGUCUUUUCUAAACUUGAAUGUUUUUGCUUUGGAGAUUUAAUUCCUCCCCACCUCCAUCCCCAGCACCCCCUCACCCCCACCCCCACCCCACCCCCACUCCAGUCUGAGACUGUUAAACACAUGCCUUUGUGGUGAGAUGACUGGACAGGAGGUAGGGCGCGCUAGCCCUGCAGGAAGGAGCAUGGUGUGUGAGCACGCAGAUCGACCACUGCUGAAUGGAGCCUUUUGGAGCCACACCACCUCCCAGACCUCCCAGGGAAGGCACGAGAGCCUUGGGUUCUGCCCUAUGGAGGAAUGUUUUUAACGGUGUGGGUAUUUCAGUCACAGGAUUCUCUAAAGGCUUUUUUGACAGGGUCCUUUGGGAGAACUGUAAAUCUAAUCUGUCUGGACUUUACAAGGCCUUCAAAAAUGUAAAGCAUUUCUUUCAUUGCCUCAGACGACUUGAACAUUUUAUGAAUCAUAUGUUUUACCUGCACUCUAAGAAGUUAAAAAUGCCAUGUUUGGGGCUAUUUUUGUGAUCCUGCAAUCUUUUCUAAAUUGCGUAAGAUGUGUGAGAGACUAUUGACAGCUCCAGGUAGGAUGGAGGUGACCAUGGAGAAGCCUCCAGCAGACCUGAGCAGCUUUGUCACCUGGAUUUUCUGCUGUCAACUCCGAGUGUGCCACUGUGUCUGCGCCUUUCACUUAUGCGAUUGUGUACAUACUUAGUAAUUCUAUUUUUGAUUUUAUUUUAAUACACCCAAUAACGUCUCGA